AUGGAGCGAUAUCAUUCAAUCUUUCCUUUAUCAUCGAAAUAUAUAGAUUACAGAGAAAUCAAAUCAACAGUGGAAAUGACCUAUCAGAUCAUUGGCAUGUUGGUCAAUGGUGUUGGACAGACGAUGUGGAACGGCGGCACUAUACCGAUCGAAGAAAGCAUCAUCGUCCAUUUCUACGAGUGGUUGAUUCAAAUCAGCGAUGUGUCAGACGACUUUUUCAACUCUUAA
Molecule: messenger RNA, 228 nt
Organism: Cavenderia fasciculata
Lineage: Eukaryota; Evosea; Eumycetozoa; Acytosteliales; Cavenderiaceae
Exons: 2
Coding region: 1-228 (75 amino acids)
Source: RefSeq, a predicted model, not a curated record